UUAGACGAUAAAAAUUGUAAAAAAUUCAAGCGUCUGUGAUACACAAACAAAGAUCAUUUGCGUUUGUGGUGUUUGCGAAUUGGAUCUCCAGCAUGAUUAAAUUAUGCUUAUUGUUCUUGAUGGGGUUUUCAUUUGUGUUGCCAGCACUUUCACAUGAUAUCAAGUGGAUAUGGCUAGCUGGAUCAGAAGGAUCAAGUGAAGUAACAACACCAACAAAUCCUGGUGGAAGGAGUGGGGCUGCCUCAGCAUCCUACUGGGAACAGGAAUUCUUCAAAGCUGUCUGGUUGUUUGGUGGAGAGUUUCAUGUUGAUAAUAGUAAACCAGGUUUAAAGAAUGACCUUUGGAAGUACAGUAUGUUAUCACAGUCGUGGAGCAUGAUUCACAAUGGUACAGGAGAGAAGAUUUUAGAAAUUCCAAUUCGUCGUCAAUUAGCUGCUUCUUGUUCGUUGACAGAAACUUAUUUUGUAUUAUACGGCGGGCUUGGUCCGGGUGAGAAAGUAUUAAACGACACCUGGAUUUUCUAUGCAAAAGAUAGUAAGUGGUACACUUUAGAAGAUUUUCGUAUCAAAGUUGGUGCCAGUAAUAUGUCUGGUAAUAGUUGGCCUGGUGCUCGCGGAGAUAUGUCAGUAUGGUGUACUGAUGAGUACAUGUAUGUUUUUGGUGGCUUUAAUGAAGAUAAUGGGCUGCAUCAUGAUUUAUGGAAAUUUAGUUUAUCAACAUUGUCUUGGACUGAAGCAAAAUCAUCAGCAGAGCUUCCAGCUGAUCAUGAAUUUGUGAAGCAUCUAAAUUAUCCUAGCGGUAGAUCAGGGGCCACAACUUGGGUAUCAGGUGAUAAACUCUUCAUGUUUGGUGGGAACAUUAUGGCAAAUAAUCUGCGAUCAAAGCAUAUGAUGGUAGGAAACACUGGUGAUCUUUGGGAAUAUGAUAUAAAUGAAGAUUUAUGGUCAUAUCAUGUUGGUUCAAGGAAAGUUUGCAAUACAGCUGCGAAAUACGGGGAGCUUGGGUCAGCUUCUAUUCUUAACUUACCUGGCUGCAGGAGACGAGCUGCUGCAUGGACUGACGUGGAGGGUAAUUUAUGGAUGUUUGGAGGGGACGGUAUAGACAACUCUCAAGCUUCUUUAUCAGUAUUUUCUCAUUCUAAACUACUGUCUGACAUUUGGUUUUAUGAUGUAGCAACUAGUAUGUGGACCUGGAAAGGAGGUGAGAAAUUAGGUGAUCAAAAAGGAAAAUUUGGAAAGAGAGGUCAAAGUUCAGAAGAUAACCUUCCAGGAUCAAGAUGUGAGAGUGUAGCUUGGGAGAUGGAAAAUUAUUUCUAUUUAUUUGGGGGAGUUGGACAUGAUGCACAUGGAAAAGAUGGUUAUCUCAAUGAUAUAUGGCAAUUGGAUGUUCACCUAGACCAGUCUGUGUACCGUAAUGCCCCGACUGCUGGACCUGUGUUUGCUAUGAUUUUCUUCAGCUUAGGACUGGUCAUCUUUGUAUCCGUAUUAUAUCUAUUUAGUAGAAGAUAUUUCCAGGUAAAGCCAGGCUCUAGUCGUGUUAGCUACAGUAGAAUACCUCAAGACCAAGAUAGUUAGGAAAUAGUUAAAACAUUAGAUGAAUUUUAUGUUAAUAGCUGAUAAAUACAUGAAGACAUACUCUCUUAAAACAAUUGUGAUAAACCUGGUUUAUGUUUUGGUAGUUACACCUUAAGGGGUCACAUGUAUGUUGAACAAAACAAUUUAGUAUUGCCUAAUUGUUUACUAGUACAUAAAUAAUAAACCAGAUUUAUAGGUAGUUAAUUUGAUUUUUGCAGUUUCAUUUGUAUGUUUUGUUCAUUUUUUUGUAUGAAUAUUUCUUAAGGUACACUAUACAGUACAAUAGGAUUCUUGUAUGUUUAUAAUGUAGUGUUUCUAACCUUGUUGGGGGCCUCAAUGGUCAGGUGGUAAAGAUCUUCUCUGACUAUAUCACUUGGUUUUCACUGAUCUGGGCUCAAAUCCCAUCUGUAACUUCUUUCAUGUGAGGAAAAUUUCCAGCUAGGUUAUGAAAGAUUGAUGGUUCUACUCAUGGGCCCAAAUGUGCCUGAAGUAAUCUAGGAAGGGGUACCAGUGGUCUUUCUCCAUCAGAAAAGCCGGAAAGUAGCUACAUACAUAUGAACUUUACAGUAUUGGUGUUACUUAAAACUUAACAUAACUUCAUGUAAUUGCCAAAUGACAAAAAAUGAACAAAGUUUAGGUAUAAGAAUAACAACUAAUAUUGAUAUGGUACCUAUAAUAGUUAUCUUGAGUAAAAUACAUUAUUUAAGAGUUUGCUAUAUUGAACAUACAACAUGAAACAGAAGCUUAAAAUGAAAUCACAUGAUGAUAAUUUGUAAUUAUCUCCCUUUAUCUAUUUUUGUGGUAAUGCAACCAAGAUAGGAUUAUGAAACAAAAAUUCUGUGGUAACAAGCAGUUUUUAACCUAGAAAGGUGAGUGAGGAAUGUU
Ruditapes philippinarum (Manila clam) is the source of this 2459-nucleotide messenger RNA. RefSeq lists its product as uncharacterized. Bases 93 to 1574 code for a protein of 493 amino acids. Gene Ontology annotation, molecular function: protein binding. Lineage: Eukaryota; Metazoa; Mollusca; Bivalvia; Venerida; Veneridae. The record is from RefSeq and is a predicted model, not a curated record. The transcript has 3 exons.